This is a messenger RNA of Rhodamnia argentea, 1478 nucleotides long. Its product is annotated as lipid phosphate phosphatase 2-like. The transcript is spliced from 8 exons. Gene Ontology annotation, biological process: phospholipid metabolic process. The record is from RefSeq and is a predicted model, not a curated record. Gene Ontology annotation, molecular function: phosphatidate phosphatase activity. Bases 202 to 1233 code for a protein of 343 amino acids. NCBI's taxonomy places the organism in Eukaryota, Viridiplantae, Streptophyta, Magnoliopsida, Myrtales, Myrtaceae.
UUCCCUUUAUGGCGCUUGACUGUUGCUAGAAUUGGACUCUUGCUUCUGUUGUGUACUGUAAAGCAGGACAAAGAAGAGAAAGACAGAAAAUAUCUUCCCCCACUUUGUGUGAUUCAUAUUUGGCUGGUGGGCGCAUCGAAGCCCACUCGCAUUGCAACGUUCUACAGGGGCUCGAGUGCUCUGCUUUCGUUUCCUCCAUCCAUGGCUUGGGUGUGGAGACGCGUCGGUUCUCUCUUACCCUUUCACUACUUCCAUGCCAUCUUUCAGAGAAGAAUGGAUCAGGUGGAGCUUGGUAGGCAUACCAUAAAGUCGCAUGGAGCGGCACUCGCAAAGAAUCACGUGCACGACUGGCUUAUAUUGCUGUUGCUCGUAGUGCUAGAGGUCAUCCUUUUCAUCAUCCAUCCGUUUUACCGGUUUGUGGGGAAAGAUAUGAUGACGGAUCUUAAAUAUCCAAUGAAAAGAAACACCGUGCCUGUCUGGGCCGUUCCUGUGUAUGCUGUUCUGUUACCAGUUUCCGUCUUCCUUCUUGUCUACUUGCGCAGGAGGGAUGUUUAUGAUCUGCACCAUGGAAUCUUAGGGCUUUCGUAUUCUGUGCUAAUUACUGGGGUGAUUACGGAUGCAAUCAAGAAUGCGACCGGUCGGCCUCGACCGGACUUCUUUUGGCGAUGCUUUCCAAAUGGAAUGGAAGUGUAUGACAAGUUGGGAAAUGUUGCGUGUCAUGGCGAGGAAUUGAUUAUAAGGGAAGGGUACAAGAGUUUCCCAAGUGGCCAUGCCUCCUGGUCCUUCGCCGGCUUAGGUUUUCUGUCGCUGUACUUAUGUGGAAAGAUUAGAGUAUUCGACCGGAAAGGGCACAUAGCCAAGUUGUGCAUCAUUUUCCUUCCUCUACUACUUGCAUCUCUUGUCGCGGUCUCACGAGUGGACGACUAUUGGCACCACUGGCAAGAUGUUUUUGCGGCAGGUUUUAUAGGGCUCAUUGUAGCGGCGUUCUGUUAUCAUCAGUUUUUCCCUCCACCUUAUGACGAGGAAGGAUGGGGCCCUUAUGCGUACUUCCGAGCAUUGGAAGAGACGCGUACAGACUCGAACUUGGCCCAUCCCCCGAACGGGACCUCGGCACGGCCAGUGGAGGCUCAGGCCACGAAUCGCCAGGCAAGACUGUAUAGGAACACGGUGUUGUCGCCUGAGGCUCGGGAGGAAUGCUCACCAUUCGAUGAUGUUGAAUCCGGGAGGAGAUGAUUCUGCGGGUGGGUUCGUGCAUUUGAGCGUGUGGUUUAUUUGCAUUUGUAUAUAAUCUCAAUUGGAAAGAUCGUUGUGGGGUCAGGUUUAGCUAAACCACGGAUGGUGGCUUAUGCUAAUUGUACAUUAAGGAGAUGAGUCUGUGGGAGAUAGGAUAGAUCUCUGGAUGUUACCUGGCAAAGUUGUGGCUUUAAAACAUGUGUGUCGCCAAAUGCUCGCGCUAAAGAAUAUCGACAGUUCAGCUA